Messenger RNA from Letharia columbiana, 330 nucleotides. RefSeq lists its product as uncharacterized. The transcript has 2 exons. The record is from RefSeq and is a predicted model, not a curated record. NCBI's taxonomy places the organism in Eukaryota, Fungi, Ascomycota, Lecanoromycetes, Lecanorales, Parmeliaceae. The coding region runs from base 1 to 330 and encodes 109 amino acids.
AUGAGCGCGAAAAUGGUAGCCCGCAGCAUGCCUUACUACCAGGGGAAACAGAGCGAUGACGAUUUCCAGCGGCACAACGCCAAUCGCCAUCGCCGCGAAGAAAGCGGUCAAGACCGAUGGGAACAGAGUGACGACGACAAUUCCAGCGGCACAACGCCAAUCGCCAUCAUCGCGAAGGAAGCGGACAAGACCAAUUUGGGCAACAGGUUGUCCGAGACGACGCUGGCGUGGUGCUGUACGCUAUGCGAAGUCAGAAAACGCAGCAUGACGAGUGCUCUUAUCUCCUGCGGUGCGUUGGGCCCUACGAGCCCCGAGAUGGACAGUGGGUGA